Gymnogyps californianus (California condor) is the source of this 2233-nucleotide messenger RNA. It is a transcript of the gene UVSSA, whose product is annotated as UV stimulated scaffold protein A. Lineage: Eukaryota; Metazoa; Chordata; Aves; Accipitriformes; Cathartidae. Gene Ontology annotation, cellular component: chromosome. Gene Ontology annotation, molecular function: RNA polymerase II complex binding. The coding region runs from base 1 to 2220 and encodes 739 amino acids. The record is from RefSeq and is a predicted model, not a curated record. Gene Ontology annotation, biological process: response to UV; transcription-coupled nucleotide-excision repair. The transcript is spliced from 13 exons.
AUGGACCAGCGCCUCGCCGAGCUGGUGGAGGAGCUCACCACCGCGGGAGAGCCGCGGCUGGAGCCGGGCAGGAUGAAGGAGCUGAAGAAAAUCUGCAAGUCUUCAGAUGAACAUAUCAGCCAUGCCUAUCACCUGCUGAUGACGCGACUCAACGAGGAGCACGCCGAGAUGCGUUUCUCGGCUUUCCAGAUUGUGCAAGAGUUGUUUGCCCGAUCCCAUCAAUUCCGGACGCUAGUUAUUUCCAACUUCCAAGAGUUCUUGGAGCUCACGGUGGGGAUAGACCAUGAGCAGCCUCUUCCCCCGCCCAAAGAGGUGGCACAGAAACUGAGGAAAGCAGCCAUUAAGUCAGUGCAAGACUGGCAUGAGAAAUAUGGAGAGGCCUACAAGAAGCUUUCUCUGGGAUACCACUUCUUAAAGCAGAAUAAGAAGGUGGAUUUUCAGGAUGUGCAUGCCAGAACUGCGGCUGAAAGAAGGAGGGAAGAGGAGAAGCAAAAACGAUUGGAUAACAUUUACAAAGAAAAAGCCAAAAGAGCUGAAAAAGAAAUGGAAGAAAUGUCCCAAGAGAUUGCCGACACACUGACAGAGAUGGAAAACUGUUUCCGGCUUCUGAUGCCAGAUCCUUUUGACUUCACUGUGAAUGACACGGAACUGGAACCCAACAAACAAAUGUCUGCUAGUGAGGAUAGACCUGCAUCCCCCUUGUCCUCCCAGAUGGAAGUUAACCAGUCCUGUUUUGGAUGCAUGGAUGAUGAACAGCCGUGCUGCAGCAAGGACGUUCUUUCUGUUUCUCAGUGUGUUAGAACUGAUAAAGAGUUAGAAGAGAAACAGGAGAAGCCUGAGCAAAAAGAAUUAGAUGGAGGCACAUGCUCAGAAGUUCAGUCUGGUGUCCCUGCUCUCCAUGAUGAUGAUUACCAGACUUUUGUUAGGAGCCAUGGGCUUAUUUCACAUAAGUAUACUCUAGACCUUGAAAUCUCCACAGAUGUAAAAGUGCAUGAGAAUGAAGAUAAUACUGCCAUAAUAAACAGUGUCAUGGAUGCUCACAAACUCCUCAGAAAUAAGUUCUGGCCUUCUGUGCAGUCCUGGGUUCAGUUAUUUACCAGAGCAGGAAUAAAUGAUGAUCGGCUAAGAUGUGCCAUUGAUCUCAAGAAUAAAUUGGAGACUGCUAUGAAGAACUACAAGGAAAUGAACAUUUCCUUUAAAGCGAGAAAAAGGAAAGUGGUGAAAGCCUUGGAUGACGAUGACGACGACGAGGAUGAAGAUGAAUUUGUGGAGGUCCCUGAGAAGGAAGGUUAUGAGCCCCACAUUCCAGACCACCUGCGUAAGGAAUAUGGGCUAGAGCCCCCGUCACCUCCAAAAGGACUGGUGGGGAAGACAUCAAUAGGACAAGCUCCGCUGAGCUCCCGCACCCAGCUGAGGCGGAAUGAAGAUGAACUUGAUCCAACCUGUGCAGCUGCCACACUGAAACUUAUUAGAGACAAACUACCAAAGUUACCACCUCUACACGCCAGGUUAUCUUUCAGCCUUGGAAAGCCUGACAGUAAGAGAAGAAAACUAGAAGAAGAAAGAGCUAAAGCUCCCCUCAUGCCUUUUGGAUUAGAUCUUCACUACUGGGGACAGGAUCAGCCAAGUGCUGGGAAGAUUCUCAAAUUUGCUUCUGAGCAUCGAUUUUGGGCACCCAGUGAAGUAGAGGAAGAGGUGGAAAAUAAAGAAAUAACUGAAAUGUUAAAAACUAGAUAUAUAACAUUUGCUGGCAAGUUUGAACCAGUGAAACAUAAAUGUCGAGCACCAAUGCCUGAUGGAAGUCUGUGUGAAAGACAAGAUCGAAUUAAGUGCCCUUUCCAUGGAAAGAUAAUUCCUCGGGAUGAAUCUGGGAUUCCUGUUAACGCAGAGGACAGAGCCAGUGAAGAAAAGAUGCGGUUUGAGAAGCAAGCAGCUCAGCCAGAGUGGCGAGAUCCAGAAUUCAUGAGAGAAGUUGAAGCAGCUACAGGAUUGGAUCUUGGUUCCUCUAAAAAUAAUGGAAAAGGAGGGAAAAAGAAAGGGAAGAAGAAAAAAUAUCCAAAUCUGACAGACCUGAAGCAGCAGGCUAACACUUCUCGUUCCCGGCUUGAGAAGAAAGUCUUCAAUAAAGGUGCUAUGAAACGGGUGGUGAAAGCAAUGAACCGAGUGGACCAAAGAAAGCAUGAGAAGUUUGCCAACCAGUUUAACUAUGCACUGAAUUAAAUUUUUAAUCUUC